This is a messenger RNA of Cydia fagiglandana, 808 nucleotides long. RefSeq lists its product as uncharacterized. The transcript is spliced from 4 exons. NCBI's taxonomy places the organism in Eukaryota, Metazoa, Arthropoda, Insecta, Lepidoptera, Tortricidae. The record is from RefSeq and is a predicted model, not a curated record. Bases 85 to 807 code for a protein of 240 amino acids.
CUCUAUAAUUUGUUUUAUUGUUGAUCGACAUACAUUUUAUUGUAUCUAAAACAAUAGCUUGUGUUAUUUGAAACUUUAUUUACCAUGUCGGUCUUUAGAAACUUAAGAGACGCAUGUAUUAAUUUCCAAGAGGAUCUAGAAAAUGAUUCUACCCAGUUAUUCUGUGCUAGAAUUGGCCAAUCUUACGAUGAAGAAAUUGUCAACAAAAUGCAAGAUUUAUCACUAUUUUCUGCCAAGUUAAGGCUUCUGCAGGCAAAAUCUAUAUCUAUGGGCCCCGAUCGCCCGCAGCCAAGCUCAGAAGAGGCAACAAUGGCCCAGUACGAAGACACAGCCACAUGGAAAGUCCUGGAACAGAAGACUGUGAAGAGUGUGACCCAGUUCCAUGAUGUGAGGAAGCUGAUAACUACACCUGAUAGCAAGCUCGAACCAGAGCAGAUGGAGAGGAAAGAAGAAAUCAUCAGCAAGCUAAAAGAAUACAAAGAUAAAGAGGAAAAGCUUCGAGAAAUCGACGCAUUGCUAACCAAGGCUGAUGGGGAGCAUGGUGUACUGCGGAGACAGUGGGACGAGGAGUUGGGAGAACUAAGAGAUAUGAGCGAGCAGGCAAGCGCGGAUGAUGAGGUUGCUGAGGGACCUUUGCAUAAUAAACUGCAAGCAUUGAUACAGAAGAUGGAGAUGAUGCGAUGGCUGAUAUCUCGGCUCGUGACUUCGCGGUGUAACUACGACUGGCUGACGGACCCUGACCGCCGCCUGCGGGCGCUCAAGAUGGCGCGCGAGACCAACACCAUCGAGGCUUAUACUGGGAUGUAGC